AGGCGCCGGGGCGGAGACGGGCCGGAGCGGCCAGAGGGCCGGCUGGCCGGGAGCCGCCAGUCCCGCUGCAGUGGGGCCGGCCGGGCGCGGCGCUGCCUCCUCCGCCGCGCGGGCAUGGAGGAGGCGGCCUGAGGACCGGAGCCGAGCCGGGGCUGGAGCGCGCGGUCUGACCUACUAGAAACAUGGCAACCAGUGCAGUCCCCAGUGACAACCUCCCCACAUACAAGCUGGUGGUGGUGGGAGAUGGGGGUGUGGGCAAGAGUGCCCUCACCAUCCAGUUUUUCCAGAAGAUCUUUGUGCCUGACUACGACCCCACCAUUGAAGACUCCUACCUGAAACACACAGAGAUUGACAAUCAGUGGGCCAUCCUGGAUGUUCUGGACACAGCUGGGCAGGAGGAGUUCAGCGCCAUGCGGGAGCAGUAUAUGCGCACGGGGGAUGGCUUCCUCAUCGUCUUCUCAGUCACGGACAAGGCCAGCUUCGAGCACGUGGACCGCUUCCACCAACUCAUCCUGCGUGUCAAGGACAGAGAGUCCUUUCCGAUGAUCCUCGUGGCCAACAAGGUCGAUCUGAUGCAUUUGAGGAAGAUCACCAGGGAGCAAGGAAAAGAAAUGGCGACCAAACACAAUAUUCCAUACAUAGAAACCAGUGCCAAGGACCCACCUCUCAACGUGGACAAAGCCUUCCAUGACCUGGUCAGGGUAAUUAGGCAACAGAUUCCGGAAAAGAGUCAGAAGAAGAAGAAGAAAACCAAAUGGCGGGGAGAUCGGGCCACUGGCACCCACAAACUGCAGUGUGUGAUAUUGUGACGGGCCUGAGGCCCUGGCCGCGGUGACCGUGACCUGGCCGGCCUCUGGGGCCUUCCACUGCCUAACCGCACUGAAAACCAUGUCUAACCACGACCCUUGGCCCGAGGACCUGGCACAGGAAGGGAGAAAGGGCAGGGAGGAGCUCGGCUCUGGCUUUGCCCGAAGGGCACAGGCUUUCCUGAGUCUCACAAGAGACAGGGAAGCAGCCUCCAAGCCCCUCGUGUUGAUUCAACCUGGUUCCUCCCUGUCUCUCGGUGGCUGUGUUGUUCCUUUGAAGUACACAGUAUUGGUGUGAUGUGGAAGUGUGUCCACGGACAGAGUACUGAACAAGCCAUGAUCCACCCCUACCCCGCUGCCCCCAGCCCAGAGUGUCUGAGCUUGGGGGGCUUUUGUAGUUUUUUAAAUUAUUUUAGUGAUUAUUAUUUUAUUAAAGGGGUCUGUGCCCACGGAUGGGCGGAGCUUCUGGUCUUCAGCAGGCCACUCUGAGAACACGUCUGGAAUAAUGUUGUUGUUUGUGACUGAGUUUUCCCAGCAGUGCCCAAACUCAGCUCAACAUGCAAGUGGAGGGACUGAGAGCAUGGAGGUGAGUGGGGACAGUGGCCCAAGGCCUCGGAGGAACAUCCCACUCCCAGCCUCCAAGCACAGAAGAGAGGUGCGGUCACCCAGAGGGUUUUGCUGUGCCUAAGGGUGCAGGUAUUAGGAAAUGAAAUUUUAUUUUGCUUAGCAGAGAGGCUGGCACGAGCAUGUCCUUUUUUGGAGGGGUUUUCAUGAUCCUGGACGUGUAUAAGUUAAGUUAGCUGAUUGGCUGUGCAAAAGUGUCUUCUGGCUUUCCAGACUGUGUGGAUUGAGUUCUGUGCCCUGAGAGCUCUCCUGGAUCUGUCUCUUCCUGCUCUCCCACUACCUGUGCUGCCUCAUGCCUCUUGGACACAAACACAUGGACGUGGGCACGUAUGUCUCAGCGUGUCCCAGUAAGCUAAUGUGAACGCCAUCCAGAAAGCUCUAGUUCAUGCUGAAUCUUAACCAAAAACGAUCUAACACUGUUGUUACUAGAACACAACCAAGACAAGAAGCCAUUUUCCCUUUGACUCCACUGACGACCACUUCUUAAAGCCCAGUAAAUAAGCAAACCCGGCUAAGCAUUUGCAAACUUAGGAUUCACUUGCCUUUCUGGCACACACUUUUCUUCACCUCUUGGAUCUUCACUGUAACAUAAUUAAAGGAGAAAGAAAGGGUGGGGUGAUGACAUGACCCCAUAUACCUGCUUCUAUAAGGGGACACUCCCCCAACUUCCUGACAAUGCCACUUCCCUCUCAGGUGCUGCCGCCGUGAUCCAGAGACUGGAUUUUCCCAGUCAGAGGGUGGAGGGGCAGCAGCGACCACAAAGCUCCCCAUCCCUGACAGAAGAUCAGAAUAUGAGGUAGCUUGCCUCAUGACCCCAUUUUUCAUUUACAAAUCAGGUCACGAGGCAAACUAGAGCAUCCCUAGCAGGUGGCCUGGCUGCUCUUUUGAGAGAAAAGCCCUGAGAAGGUGAGCACCUCCCUGGACAUGGAGACACCUCGCAUCAUUUCUGGUUUUAAAAGCAUGCUGUGUUCCUGACUCAGCAAGAUCACCAGCACCAGGGGGCCCAUCCAAAGAGCAUUGAAUGAAAUCAUUGGGACCUCAGUUAAUUGGAAAUUCGAACUCCUUUAUUUGUCUCAAUGGUCUUCUCACUCCUCGCCCCCCUCCCCGACCCUGAACGGAAAGAUAACAACAUUCCAGAUUAGGCACUUCAGAGUGUCCCAAGAUCCUAUAAUGCUAAUGGGCAUUUUAAACACAAACAGGCCAAGGUUCUUUCCAACCCUUCUGCUCCUCUGAGCUGAGUCCUCAACAGACCCAUGUGCAAAGGAGAGGAGGGCACGGCAGCAAGACAGGCAGGACAAAGUACUGAGGGAGAUGCUCUGCAACGGAGGAGUGGUGGGUGGGAAGGGAAGCCAUGCACACAGGACAGCAGCCGCCGCUGGAAAGCUUCUUCUGGGCAUGGACCAUCGCCAGCAGGUCCCUGCCCCCUGCCCUGUGCAGAGUCUGCAGCUCCUUGGUAACCCUGAGUGGGGAGUCCUGUUGGAAGAUCAGCCACCCUAGAAUGAAGCCCUUAGCCAUGAAGGUAACCAGACACAUGAGUUCAUAUGCUGCUGGUCCCUCCCCCAACAGGGGCCAUGCUUCUGCCCACCCCCGCCUCAUCUUCCAGGACACCUGUCCUGCAGUCAGCCUGAAGGUCAGCUCCACAGUGCUUGAGGAACAAACUGGUGAAGGGAAGGACUGCUGCUGCGGAGUCAAGGUUAGGCAUUAUGUUCUGUGACCUCGUGUUCCCCAGAGAUGAGACAGAAAAAUAACACUUUUCGAAGACAGUUCUUUGUGUUUAAGGGAACUGUGGGCCCGAGGAGGAGUGGGGGCUUCCAGAUAGGCCAGAAUGGAGUGUACCCUGGGGCAUCCCCAGUGCAGUAGCUUCUCCGUGGUCCUGUGAGAGGGUCAUUUGGAACACCAGUUGGCCACGCCACUCCAUGACUGGGGAGUCCAAUGGGACUUAGGUCUUUGGUGACAUUUUGGUAUUUCCACUGGUUUUGCAGACCACCUCAAUAGUGCUACCUUCACAUCCCCUAGAACAUGCCCUUCUUGAAACCCUCUCACCCCAUGCCUUUGCCACUGUGUGCUCUCAAUUUUUCUCCUAAAAUUUUGACACCCCCAAUUAGAGGGCUACUUUUCUAUCCAACAGGUAAUCUUAGCCAUCUUCCCCACCCCUCCAGCCUGGGGCUCUGGCCACUGACUUCUCCUAUACUUGGCCACAGAGGGUUCCCUUGGAUGGUCUCUCUUAGGACUUUGACCCCACCUUGUGUUGUUUGCUGUGGAGAAUGCCUCGUGGCCUAGUGUGGCCAAUCUCACCUCGCCAGGAGACAUGACCCACUAACACAUGGCAGCUCUGACCCAAAGGCCACAUGUGACAGUAAUCUGGAGCCACAGACCGGUUCCCUCCAUUAGCAGCCCAUUGGGUUAGAAAUUCCAUGUUGGGUUUACAUAGAAUGAAAGAUACUUGAAUUGUUGAGCGCCCGUGAGCGCCCAGCCUCUGCUACCCAGUAUUAAUAGAUGGCCAUCGCUGUGAAAUGGGAGUGAUGCCUGAGGGUCUCAAUGAUGCUUGAGCCUUUUAUGUAACUUUUUAUUAAGUCUUUGUGUAUCUCAACUCAUUAAUAAAGAAAAGAAGAACA
Mustela lutreola (European mink) is the source of this 4045-nucleotide messenger RNA. RefSeq names its product muscle RAS oncogene homolog (gene MRAS). The transcript has 6 exons. Bases 183 to 809 code for a protein of 208 amino acids. NCBI's taxonomy places the organism in Eukaryota, Metazoa, Chordata, Mammalia, Carnivora, Mustelidae. Gene Ontology annotation, biological process: signal transduction. The record is from RefSeq and is a predicted model, not a curated record. Gene Ontology annotation, cellular component: plasma membrane. Gene Ontology annotation, molecular function: GTPase activity; GDP binding; GTP binding.